UGGAUUCUUCAGAUCAAAUCAGACCAUGUUUCUUCCAAAAAGUUUUUUAGACUUGUAUUAUUACUACUUUGUCAUUUUUAAUUAGCAUAUUCAUGUGUCCAGGAAAAAUUUUCCAAAUUGAGUGUGGAUAAAAAAUUCGAGUCGUAUAUGAAGGUCUACGAGAAAUCUUACAGCACAAGUAAGGAGAAGAGGAAACGUCUUAAGAUCUUCGAAGAAAACCUGCUCAAAAUUGGUGCGCUCAUGGCAAAAAGAAAAGGCUCCGUCGUUUACGGAAUCGGCCCGUUCACAGAUCUUAGCAGGGAGGAAUUCGUUGAAAAAUACAUCGGAAAGCAGCGCCCACCGCGCGACUUAUCCGACGAGGACGACGAGAGCGGUCAGCUGCAGACUCGGAUGUUGGGAAAAGGAAAAGGAAAAGGAAAAGGAAAAGGAAAAGGAGAAGGGGAAGGAGAAGGAGAAGGGAAAGGAGAAGGAAAAGGGAAAUGGACAAAAUCGAAAUCUCCGCCGCGGAGGAAAACGACAUCCGGCUCUCGAUCUCGUGCUCGGUCACUGUCACCCCCGAGAUCAUCUCCUCGAUCAUUUCUCCAACGGACAGCUAGCGGACAUCGGAGAUUCCGUCCGGCCAAAGAAUGGGAUCCUGAGUAUCUACCCGUGGCGAAUGGGAUGUCGCGUCGACGACACAACUUAAGAAUGAACCCGGACCCAGACCCGGACGCAGACGCAUUCAGCGAGGAGGGAGUUCCCAUGAUAUUCGGGAGCUCCCCCAUAGGGGACCCCAUCGAAGAUUGGCGGAUACCCGCUCAGCUUUAUCCUCCUGUGGAGCACCAGGACCAGGGCGAUAAAAAAUGCGGCAGCUGUUGGGCGUUCGCAGCUUUGGGGGCUGUGGAGAUGCACUGGGCUAUUGAAAUGGACAGGGUAAUUAUGCUCUCAAAACAAG
Molecule: messenger RNA, 934 nt
Organism: Bemisia tabaci
Lineage: Eukaryota; Metazoa; Arthropoda; Insecta; Hemiptera; Aleyrodidae
Source: RefSeq, a predicted model, not a curated record